AUGUCAUUGUCAGACGACGAAAGAAAUGGCGUGUUCGACAUUGACGAAGAGCUCGUGCCGGUGCGGGAGCUCAAGCAAGCUGCCGUCAUGGAAGUGGACUUUGAUGGCUUGCUAAAGACACCCCUGAGGUUGGAAGAAGAUCUCAAGAAAGGAUGUGGUGUCNUUGCCGUUGCUCUGGGUUUCCAACUCGACCAUUCUCUACAUCUCACCGACCAAAUAUCCAUGCUCGCCUUGAUGCAACGCAACAUCGCACUCAACAACCUCCAAGACCAAGUCAAAGCAUCAAUAUACGAUUGGGGUGAGCCCGCACCAGAAGGCAUACCCCAACACCCAGACAUCAUCUUAGCUGCCGAGUGUGUCUACUUCGAACCCGCAUUCCCUCUCUUGCAACAAACGAUGAAGGAUCUUAUUGGACCAAACACAGUCUGCUAUUUCUGCUUCAAGAAACGCAGACGGGCAGACAUGAACUUUGUCAAGGUGAUGAAGAAGAUGUUUUUGGUCGAGCCUGUCGAAGACGAUCCUGACAAACCGACGUGGUCGAGGGAAAAUCUUCAUUUCUUCAAAGUCACUCUGAAGCAGAAGAAGAGCCAGUAG
Messenger RNA from Aureobasidium vineae, 594 nucleotides. The record is from the annotation of a GenBank genome assembly. Lineage: Eukaryota; Fungi; Ascomycota; Dothideomycetes; Dothideales; Saccotheciaceae.